Messenger RNA from Rhinichthys klamathensis goyatoka, 2263 nucleotides. RefSeq names its product p21 protein (Cdc42/Rac)-activated kinase 6b (gene pak6b). Gene Ontology annotation, cellular component: cytoplasm. Gene Ontology annotation, molecular function: ATP binding; protein serine/threonine kinase activity. Lineage: Eukaryota; Metazoa; Chordata; Actinopteri; Cypriniformes; Leuciscidae. The transcript is spliced from 11 exons. The record is from RefSeq and is a predicted model, not a curated record. Gene Ontology annotation, biological process: regulation of MAPK cascade; protein phosphorylation; intracellular signal transduction. Bases 342 to 2246 code for a protein of 634 amino acids.
AGUGAGUAAACUGGUGUAGAUCUGACCAACAUGAAGAGAAGAGCAGAGUGUGUCGGUGACUCAGAUCGGAGAGACGCUCCCAAAACCUGCGAACAUGCAGCGGCACGCAGACCUACAUGCUGAUAGGAGAAACUGUGUGUGUGUGUGUGUGUGUGUGUGAGAGAGAGAAGAUCUUCACGAGCGUUACGGCGAUCCUCAGCUCCAGAGCAUGACAUUCCUGGACAUGGAUUUGGCAUGAACUUGAUGGCUUGAUGAAGAGAGGAAAACGUAAGGGUCUGUGGAUAGAGGAGACGAAUGAGCUGAACUGAGGGAAAUCACACACAACUGCACAGGCUGUCGGGAUGUUCCUGAGGAAGAAGAAGAAGAAGAGGAGGCUGGAGAUCUCCACGCCCAAGAACUUCGAGCACAGGGUGCACACGUCCUUCGACCCGGUCCAGGGAUGUUUCCUCGGUCUGCCGCCCCAAUGGCAGAGCAUCAUCGAAACACUCAAGAGACCCAAACCUGUGGUGGACCCGUCCAGAAUCACACAGGUCUACCUCAAACCGAAGAAGAGCAUCGUGCGUGGCAGUUUCAUCGGACACGAGGACUACAUUUCUGCGGCGAUCGCUGAGAUGAGUCGACUCUCUGUCACCAGCUCAAACUCCUUAAGGAGAACCAGCCCGUCUUUGCGGAAACGAGCUCAAUCUCUGGGUCGCCUGGGAGAGGUAGUCGAGGGAGAGACGUACGAGUAUCAGGAACUGAACGAGGCGAAUCUGAGAAACGGUCAGUCGGUCUUGGACUGGCACUCAAGAUCCCGACAGGUCCAGAGUGAGAGUGGAAGUCCUCAGCCUGACCACAAGAAGGGCUUCACUUUAAACCCAAAUGACUCACGGACAAGAUCCAAAUCAAUUCACGAGGUGAAGAUGUUCACGGAGCAACCGAUGCUCAUGCCUCGGGACAUUUUACUCGCGCCUAGAACUGUUCAUGACCGGCUCGGCAUCGCUAAAAUGGACGGUAAAUUCAUCCAGAGACCCGUGUCGUGUCUCUACAGCACAUACAGAGAAAACAACGGAGCAAAACUGAUCUCAGAACUGCCGAAGAUGGAAGCGCAGAAGAGGCCACAGUCCACCUACAACUUUAAGGUGAAUUCCCCGACCUACGCGGCCAUUUCCAAACCCAACGGCACCAGUAGUCCAAAACCAGGCCAUGGAUUAAUCCCCAUCCAAACCACACGCCGUUCCUCCAAUGACAUCGUGGACGGCAACGAAACCUCGGGACCCCCGACCCAGGACAGCCCGUCCCAGCCCAGACCUCCACCCACGGGCUCGUCGGAGAGUCCCGGUCCGACGCCCGCCAGCGCCCCGGAGCCCACGCUCUCCCACGAGCAGUUCAAGGCCGCGCUGCAGAUGGUGGUGGACCGAGGGGACCCUCGCUCGUCUCUGGAGAGCUUCGUGAAGAUCGGAGAAGGCUCCACGGGUGUGGUCUGCAUCGCGCGGGAGAAGCUCAGCGGACGCCAGGUCGCGGUGAAGAUGAUGGACCUGAGGAAGCAGCAGAGGAGGGAACUGCUCUUCAAUGAAGUGGUUAUAAUGCGAGACUACAGUCAUAAGAACGUGGUAGAGAUGUACAAGAGUGCCCUGGUGGGGGAAGAGCUCUGGGUGAUCAUGGAGUACCUGCAGGGCGGCGCUCUAACCAACAUCGUCUCAGAAACCAGACUAACAGAGGAGCAGAUCGCGACGGUGUGUGAGUCCGUCUUGCAGGCGCUCUGUUAUCUUCACGCUCAGGGCGUCAUUCACAGAGACAUCAAGAGUGACUCCAUUUUACUGACACUGGACGGCAGGGUCAAACUGUCCGACUUUGGAUUCUGCGCUCAGAUCAGCAAAGACAUUCCCAAAAGGAAGUCGUUAGUGGGAACUCCAUAUUGGAUGGCUCCGGAAGUGGUUUCGAAGACGCCGUACGGCACUGAGGUGGACGUGUGGUCUCUGGGGAUCAUGGUGGUGGAGAUGGUUGAUGGAGAACCUCCAUACUUCAGCGAGACGCCGAUAGCAGCGAUGAAGAGACUCCGGGACGAGCCGGCGCCGUCCGCCAGGAACACCAGCAAGAUCUCUCCAGUCCUGAGGGACUUCCUGGACUCGAUGUUGACGCGUGACCCCGUGCAGAGAGCCAGCGCUGGCGAUCUCCUGCAACACCUCUUCAUGCUCCAGUGCUCGUCUCCGCGCUGUCUGGUGCCGCUGGUGGAGCAGUACCGCAAGCGCAUGUCCCGAUGCUGAGCACCGCCCACCUGAAC